AUGGGCAAAAACAAGCCCAUCGACCCUAAACAGCGAGCAAGACAACUGCUACGUUUCCACGCUGCCGAGCACCCCUACGCAGUGAAGAUCACCGAGUCGGACUUGGAUCUAGCUCGCCGUCUACAGCCAGCAUUCAACCCCGAGGCGGACCCAGUGGAAGCAGACGAUAGAAAUCCCUAUCCUCAAACCUGGGAAUCCCAAAAGGGCUCGCUUCCUAGCGGCCUUUCCACUGAAGCCAGCCGCGACAGCUCCGCUGGGAUAGAUUCGGCGGCACCAAACUCGCCCAGUGGCCAACCCCGCCAAGACAAAGGGAAAGCAAAAGCAACAGCUUCAACAUCAACACUAUCAUCAGCACCAUCAUCUCGAUCCUCGAAAUCAAACUCAACCACCCAAAGCCUUCCCUUCGGACCUUCCACUCAACCAUCUACAGUCCGUCGUAUUAAAAUCCAAGUCCCAAAAUCAACACGGGUCCCAAGACUAGCAAGUCCAAGUCAAGACCGCUCAUCAUCACCCGACCCACUCGGUUCGUCGACGUUGCCAGUUGAGGAGCUGGACCAGCUCCCUAAAGACCAAGAACCCCAAUACAACCUUCUUGAAUUUCGGGAAAGUCAGUUCGGACCCCAAGCCUUUGGGAAAACUCCCCGUCUACUUGACGAGCAAUCAUUCGUCAAUUCCCCACACUCCCCUGUCAGACAUUCCCCUGCAGCAAGACCGUCACCAAUCAACACUCGGACCAGACGUUCGCCUUUGAGAUCAUCGCCACCCGCAGUUGACGGUUGGAAUCUCAAUCUCCAGGAAGACGACGACAUUGAGACCGGUACCCCUCGAAGCCGGAAAUUCAGGCCGGGCGACGCUACAUCCCGUCAAACGACAGCAGAUAGGAUACCUAGCAACUAUCCAGAUUCACCCCAUAUCAGCUUCAACUUUGAAAGCCGCAACCCGAGCUUCGACUCCGACGUCGACGUUACAUCUUCCACCAACCCAGAAUCAAACACUGCGCAUAAAGACUCUACAGCCCGGCAGCAGCCAGCAGCCAAAUCAGACUCACAACCUGGUCGUCAACUCAGUCCUAAACGUCAAGUCAGCCUUAAUCCUAACGAGAUGUCGUCGAAUAAUAAUAAUAAUAACCCCAACCAACCAUUGACUCGGCAGGCUGCAGCUGAGCUGAUGGCCGCGGCCUUCCAGAGGGCCCGCGAAACGGCUAACUAGGACAUAGCAAACCUUUUCGCUGCAGCAUGGAAUUCGGCUCCCGCUGUCCCCGGAUCAGCAGCAUCUACCAGCCUUAAGCCAAGCGAUGUGGGUUACUUUGAUCCAUCCAUUAAUGACCCUUCGGGUUCUGGCGUUGUUACAGAUAGAAAGUUUACUAAAUAUUAUAACGUCUACCCGUUCUGCGACAGACUCACGGACCUGGAGACAUACUAUGGGGCGGAAGCAG
Molecule: messenger RNA, 1435 nt
Organism: Neurospora hispaniola
Lineage: Eukaryota; Fungi; Ascomycota; Sordariomycetes; Sordariales; Sordariaceae
Exons: 2
Coding region: 1-1209 (402 amino acids)
Source: RefSeq, a predicted model, not a curated record